UUUUUUCCAUAUACAUACUACAUACUCAAAAUCCGCGAUAGCAACAACCAUAUAGCCCCUCCAAUUCAUCAAGGAAGCCCCACCAUUGCACUAUCUCAUCAUGAACAAUAUGGACACCAAAUCCCCAAGUAAUCAACCUCCCAUCACCCUCAUGGACCUCCCCAAUGAGCUCCACCUCCAAGUCGCGUCCUACCUCUCCUACCCCGACGCGCUAGCCCUGAAACACACCUGCCGCCACUUCUAUUCGCUCGUCUACACGGGCGUGCACCUCAAGGUCGACUGGCUGGUGGAGCGCUUCGAGCGCAAGCUGGAGUGUCCGAUGGAGAAGUGCUCGUUCCGCACAGACGAGUCGUUCUGCAACGCGCGCGUGCGCCGCAUCAUGGAGCGCCGACGCCGGCAUCUCGAGUGUCUGCGGUCUCCCCGCGGGUGUCUCGUCAUUGACGGGGAGACCUGCCAGAAGGAUCUGAUUCCGAUUUGGUUGAAGAAGCGGGACCGGCUGCAACGGGCGAGGUCUUGCGGGUAUGAAGUUCUCGUUAUUGGCUUGAUCUUCCUUGUUUUGAACUUGCUAUGGUAUAUGGCUGGGAGGCUUAUUCCACUCUUGGACAUCGACUUCGAAAUACUGCCUGCUUCACUUCGUUCACCGUGAAUGGCCCUGUACACCAACACCGUCACGACCCCCUUUUAUGCUUUUGCCGCAAUGACCUCGUUCUAUUGGCGCUCGAUCACAUUCCCCAGCAGCUGGCUGCCGAUGACUCAUGUUUCCAAAGAUCACGACACCUGAUAGAUACCCUUUCCCCUCAUUCAGCUGAAUAGACUCUACCCACUCUCAGCUUCUCCUCGCCGGACGAGGAAGAUGACCCUACCGAUACUCCGUGCCCAACCUUCUGUAUAUAUUUAUACUAAACCAUUCAAUCUCAGAAAUCGUCUUCACCCAGAAAAUCGUAUUCCAUCCUUGGGGAGCACCUUGGAGAUAAACCCAGAAAUAGUAACUCACCAAUGACACCAAAGCGAGGCCAAGCUUUGCACCCUCAAGCACAUUUUCU
Aspergillus saccharolyticus JOP 1030-1 is the source of this 1043-nucleotide messenger RNA. RefSeq names its product F-box protein. Lineage: Eukaryota; Fungi; Ascomycota; Eurotiomycetes; Eurotiales; Aspergillaceae. The record is from RefSeq and is a predicted model, not a curated record. Gene Ontology annotation, molecular function: protein binding. The transcript has 3 exons. The coding region runs from base 101 to 646 and encodes 181 amino acids.